Messenger RNA from Didymodactylos carnosus, 285 nucleotides. Lineage: Eukaryota; Metazoa; Rotifera; Eurotatoria; Philodinida; Philodinidae. The record is from the annotation of a GenBank genome assembly.
AUGAAUGUUACUCAAUUAGCACGAGGACCAGAUGGACGACCUCAUGUUAUACAAGCACAUGAUGAAAAACGUAAGUAAUCAUUUAGAAAACAUAUCUCUAUGAAAAGAUAUUAAUAGUAAUAUACUAUUAGAAAAAGCGUCAUAUUUGAAUGAAUUUAAUGGGUCCUAAUGGAAUAUGGCAAACAAAAAAAGCUUUAAAAGAUAGUGAUCGUGGAAUAGACAAAAUGCAAGUUGGCUAUUUUGUUGGUGAUCAAGGAGAAAUUGUGGAAAGACAUUAUGAUCCAG